AUGGGCCAACCCUCAGACGACCUCGACAACGAGGCCUUUCCCAGCAAGAGUAAUGUCGACAUCCACGCCACCACAAACGAGUCGACUGGCCCUGGCACUGUCGAUCCGCUGCAUGAUGUCGCUCGUGUGAUUGACCACAAGGCCGAGCGCGCCCUGUGCCGCAAGUUUGACCUGCGCCUGCUUCCGAUUCUGGCUUUUAUGUAUCUCUGCAAUGCCCUCGACAAGGGCAAUCUGGGAAAUGCCGAAACCGACACUCUCAACGAAAGCCUGGGUAUGACCGGCGACCAGUACAACCUGCUGCUGUCCAUCUUCUUCGUCCCCUUUGUCGUAUUUGCGCCGCCAAUUGCCAUGCUGGGCAAGCGCUUCAGCCCGGCCAGAGUCAUCUCGGGCAUGAUGUUCAGCUUCGGCGUGUUUACCCUGCUGUCGGCCUCUGUGACCAAUUUCUCGGGCCUGUUUGCGCUGCGCUGGUUCCUCGGCAUGUCUGAAGCUGCGUUUUUCCCGCUGGUCAUCUACUACCAGACCACUUUUUACCGCCGUGGUGAGCUGGCGAGACGGCUGGCUAUCUUUUACGCUGCUUCAAACAUUGCCAACGCCUUUUCGGGUUUGCUUGCCUUUGGCGUGUUUCAGAUCAAAAACUCUACGCUGGACGGAUGGCGCUAUCUCUUUCUUAUUGAAGGCUCUUUCACCGUGGUCUUUUCCGCGUUUGCCUUUUUCUAUCUGCCAAAAAGCCCGCAGGAGGCCCGCUUUCUCAACGAGGAGGAGAAACAGCUUGCCUUUCAUCGCAUCCAGGUCGACUCGUCGGCCGUCGUCAACGAGGAAUUCAACCUGCGCCAUGCACUGGGCAUCCUGAAGCGGCCUACCACGUAUGCCUUUUUGGCGAUUGAGAUCUGUCUCGGUGUGCCACUGCAAGGUGUAGCCCUGUUCCUACCCCAGAUCGUGUCCCGGUUGGGAUAUCCAACGGUGAAAACGAACCUAUACACCGUCGCACCCAACGUGACCGGCGCUGUAAUGCUGCUCGUACUGGCCUUUGCCUCUGACGCGGUCCGGCUACGGUCACCGUUUAUCGUGCUUGGUUUUCUAUUCACGCUGAUCGGAUUCGUCAUUUAUGCGGCCAUCAACGACGUGACCGCAGAAAUCCAUCUGGCAUAUUUCGCCUGCUUUAUGAUGACCUGGGGCACCUCGGCGCCGUCAGUGCUGCUAAGCACAUGGUACAACAACAACAUCGCCGACGAGGGCCAGCGCGUGCUGCUCACGAGUAUGGGUGUUCCGCUGGCCAACCUGAUGGGCCUCGUGUCCAGCAACGUGUUUCGCAGCAAGGAUAAACCAAAGUACAUGCCGGCCCUGGUCACCAUCGCCUCGUUUGGCGGCGCGGGUGCCCUGAUUGCUGGACUUUUGGGUUUGUAUAUGUGGUGGGACAAUGCGCGUCGCAAUCGCAAGGCGGGCUAUGUCGUUGAUGCGCGAGACAUACCGACUGAGCGGCUGCGGGAUGGGCCCAAGAUGGACGAGUUUCGCUGGUUUUUGUAG
Talaromyces rugulosus is the source of this 1524-nucleotide messenger RNA. RefSeq lists its product as uncharacterized. Bases 1 to 1524 code for a protein of 507 amino acids. Gene Ontology annotation, molecular function: transmembrane transporter activity. Gene Ontology annotation, cellular component: membrane. Gene Ontology annotation, biological process: transmembrane transport. NCBI's taxonomy places the organism in Eukaryota, Fungi, Ascomycota, Eurotiomycetes, Eurotiales, Trichocomaceae. The record is from RefSeq and is a predicted model, not a curated record. The transcript is spliced from 3 exons.